AUGGUGUUUGACAUGAACAGAAAAAUUGAUUCCUUAGAUAAAAGAGUGGAAUAUCUAGAGGAAAGACAUAAACUGCUAGAAACAAUUGAAACAUUGGUGCAAGGUGAUUCUGAUGAUAACAAUGACAUAUUGAGAAAAAUAAAACACUUUCAGAGGAACGUUAAUGAGAUGGAAAUUAAAAUACAAAAUAUGGAACAGUUUAUUCAAGUUAUUCUCAAGAAGGAACGAAACAGUGGAGAGUUUAAGCAGACAUCAAUAGAAAACAAUGACGAUAAUGCUGCACUCAUGAAAGAUUCCUCGGCUGGUGUUGAAGAUGCACUUAGCGGGUCAAUGACUGAACAGGAAGUUGGACAAAAACACCGUCGAUCGGGCGAGACCCCCCAAAUUGCCUUUACCGUUUCCGUCUCAACCAAACAAAUCGAGAACCUUGGCAAACAUCAGACUAUCGUAUUUGACCAUGUGAUCACCAAUGUAGGGGGAAUGUACAAUCCCUUGACUGGUAUAUUCCAUGUUCCGUACUCGGGAACGUAUGUCUUUAGCUUGACAUUCAACCCCGGGAAGUUGAUGGUAUCAGAGACGUACCUAGAAAUUGUUCAAGACGGUGCACAAUUGGCAGAUGUCCUUGAUGAGAACAGUGCUCGAGAUUCUGCUGGCAACUAUAUAGGGUAUGGACUUAGAUAUAUGUCAACAACUAAAACAUGGGUGUUUAAUUUGCGUACUGGAUCAGACGUCUGGGUACGCACAACGAGUUACGACGCAACUGCAUUAGUACAUGGCAACCACCAUACCCUGCUAACAGGCUGGUUUCUUUUUGAAGAUCAGUAA
This is a messenger RNA of Mya arenaria, 825 nucleotides long. RefSeq lists its product as uncharacterized. The record is from RefSeq and is a predicted model, not a curated record. Gene Ontology annotation, molecular function: protein binding. Lineage: Eukaryota; Metazoa; Mollusca; Bivalvia; Myida; Myidae. The transcript has 3 exons. The coding region runs from base 1 to 825 and encodes 274 amino acids.